Messenger RNA from Labrus mixtus (cuckoo wrasse), 5501 nucleotides. It is a transcript of the gene cdk17, whose product is annotated as cyclin dependent kinase 17. Gene Ontology annotation, molecular function: protein kinase activity; ATP binding. NCBI's taxonomy places the organism in Eukaryota, Metazoa, Chordata, Actinopteri, Labriformes, Labridae. Gene Ontology annotation, cellular component: cytoplasm; nucleus. The transcript is spliced from 17 exons. The record is from RefSeq and is a predicted model, not a curated record. Gene Ontology annotation, biological process: protein phosphorylation. The coding region runs from base 328 to 1911 and encodes 527 amino acids.
ACAGCAGCUAGCUUGCACCCCUCCCGUCUCCUCUGUCGGAAGCAGAUCCUCCUCCAGCCUCCUUAAACUGUGUUCACCGCCACUCAAACGACAUUUUGGGGGUUCGGUCUGUAGUCCUGCGUCCUCACACCCCUCAUAUCUCAGUGUGUGUUUCGGAGGAUAUUUAUUUUCUGUCGGAGUGUUUUGGGACCGAACACAUUGAGCUGUGUUUCUGGCUACUUCAGUGGGCGGAUAAAGCGGAGGAGGGCAUCCGGCGGGCCUGGCUGCUCCGGAGAGUCGGCUUGAAACGACGGAAUUCACCAUUUUCAGGCCCUGCACUGCCCUGCCAUGGAAAAGAUGAAGAGGAUUAAGAAGCGUCUGUCCUUAACGCUCCGCUCCAGUCAGACCAUCGACGAGUCCUUGUCCGAACUGGCCGAGCAGAUGACCAUGGAGGAUGGCGGCACCAAGGACAACGAGCCCUUCAUGAGGAACGGCCGCCCCCCCACCUCCCACAGCAUGCACUCCUUCCUGCACCAGUACACUGGCUCCUUCAAGAAGCCGCCCCUCCGACGACCACACAGCGUCAUCGGUGGCUCCCUCGGGUCCUUCAUGGCAAUGCCACGCAACGGCAGUCGCCUGGAUAUUGUGCACGAGAAUCUGAAGAUGGGCUCGGACGGGGAGAGCGACCAGGCAUCGGGGACGUCUUCAGACGAGGUGCAAUCUCCGACGGGCGUCUGUCUGAGAAACCGCAUCCACCGGCGGAUCUCUAUGGAGGACCUCAACAAGCGCUUGUCUCUGCCUGCUGACAUCCGAAUUCCCGACGGUUACCUGGAGAAGCUGCAGCUCAGCAGCCCGCCCUUCGACCAGCCGCUCAGCCGACGCUCCCGCCGAGCCUCGCUGUCGGAGAUUGGUUUCGGGAAGUUGGAGACGUACAUAAAGCUGGACAAACUGGGAGAGGGAACUUAUGCCACAGUAUUUAAAGGACGAAGUAAGCUGACAGACAACCUGGUGGCACUGAAGGAAAUCAGGUUGGAGCACGAGGAGGGAGCGCCGUGCACCGCCAUCAGAGAAGUGUCGUUACUGAAGGACCUCAAACACGCCAACAUCGUGACACUCCACGACAUCGUCCACACUGACAAGAGCCUCACGCUCGUCUUCGAGUAUCUGGAUAAGGACCUGAAGCAGUACAUGGAUGACUGUGGAAACAUAAUGAGCAUGCAGAACGUGAAGAUCUUCCUAUUCCAGAUUUUGCGAGGGUUGUCGUAUUGUCACAAGAGGAAAGUUCUCCACAGGGACCUGAAGCCCCAGAAUCUGCUCAUCAACGAGAGAGGGGAACUCAAGCUGGCUGACUUUGGUCUGGCCAGGGCAAAGUCCGUCCCGACUAAAACGUACUCCAACGAGGUGGUGACUCUCUGGUAUCGGCCUCCGGACGUUCUCCUGGGGUCGUCUGAGUAUUCAACUCAGAUUGACAUGUGGGGUGUCGGCUGUAUAUUCUACGAGAUGGCUGCAGGUCGGCCGCUGUUCCCCGGCUCCACUGUGGAGGACGAGCUCCACCUCAUUUUCAGGUUACUGGGCACACCCACAGAGGAGAACUGGUCGGGAAUCUCCUCCAUUGAAGAGUUUAAAUCCUACAACUUCCCCAAAUACAAACCACAGCCCCUAAUCAACCACGCUCCCAGGCUGGAUGGUGAAGGCAUCGAGCUGCUGCUGAAUUUCCUCAAAUACGAAUCCAAGAAGAGGAUUUCAGCUGAAGAGGCGAUGAAACAUUCCUACUUCAGGCAGCUCGGGAUGAAAGUUCACACACUCUCUGAAGGUGUAUCGAUAUUCACAAUAAAAGAAGUGCAGCUGCAGAGAGACCCUGGCUACAGGAACUCCUCGUACCCAGAGUCAGGUAACGGCAAGAUCAACAGGAGGCAGAGCAUGCUCUUCUAAUGUCUCAUGAAGAGGAUGGCUGACUGUCCAACUUUAUCAUUUCCCAACAACCUCUCGCAUGAGCCCACCUCCCCUCAGAGUGAACCCACCCCCCCUUUACCUGCACACACACACACACACACACACACACACACGCACACACCCCUCUGAGAGCGAUGGACUCUGGGUUGAUUCUUAAAGGAGACAGUGUUUAUUUAUUGGGGGUUGGGGUGAGGUUGAAUUUUUUGCUGCUAAACUACUACUGUCUGUAUUUAACACACAGUGUGUGUGCGUGUGCAUGUGUGUCUGUGUGCGUAUGCGUGUGUGUGUGUGUACAAGAUGUGAACUCGAGACGCCAUGCACAGUUGAGCAGUCAGUAAGGUUACGUUUGUUUUUCUGCUGACGAUUCUCCGGCUUCAUUUGAGUUUAGAAUUCCACUGAUGUUGAUGUCGACGCUGUGAUCCAAGUUGUUGUUCUCGUUUUGGUGCUUGGAGACUGAACGCUUCAGUUUCUUCAAGUUUUUUUUUUUGUUUCCUUUUAUAAAUAUGUAAAUCUAUAUAUAUUUGAAGUUUAUGUUUUUGUUUUUUCUUCGAGCUUCCGUGACUGAACUCUCCAACAUUUCCAGGUUUAAAAAGACUGGGACGAUUUCAUGCUCUCUUUUGAGGGCAAAUCGGUUUCUCUGGAUUCCUCUUUGACUUUCUUUUUUUUUUUUCCUGAAACAUUUCCGUCAGACUCUUCUCCGGACACCCUGCUGCCCUCAGGGGGUUUGAAAUGAUGGUCAGAAAGCACGAGUGUGAGUGGAUUGUGUUAACAGCUGUGAGUCCAAACAAACUGGAAGAACAUAAAGACCAACUUUCAGGUCUUUUUGUCCUUGAUCAGCAACGGGACCAUGGCGAGGAGCAGUGAGGAGCAGAACAGUUGGGAUGACGAGUAAAAGCACCAAUGACAGAGGAGGAAAACUGGAGCUGAACAGGAAAUCAUGAGACGCCCCACAGGAAGCCAGCAGGCCUUCCCUAAACCUCUCACCAACUGCCAGGACUUCAAUGCUUUUUGAAAAAAAAUAAUGCAAGCUACACUUUCCCGCUCUGUGUGUAUUCAAAGAUCUCACUGCAGUAACUCUUUUUAUUAACUUGCACUUCAGUGUGUUUUUUUUUUUUGGAAUCAGGGACCCGGGCCUCGACACGGCCGAGUUUACCCAUCAGUAUUAAGAUGUGUUCUGUGUCUGUGACCUUUAACCUCUCCUUGUGAAAUAACAGUGUCAUUGUGGCAUGUUUUUCUGAAGCAGGGGGGGAGAGAUGGGAUCGGGAUGUGAUAUUCAAAAGCAAAAAUGGUUAUUUUCCUACUUGGUGUCGGAACCACUGCUCCAGCAUUUGUACACAGGAAGAAAAAAAAAAAAAAAAAAGAUUUCAAAUUGAAAUAUUAGUCUUAACCACCCGCUGUGUUGUUUGCAACUGACAGUGAUGCUACAGAUGAAGCCGGCUGAGAAGUCUCACUUCUGUAAACUGCAUGUUCACAGCGCCAAAUGGAUAGAUCUCUGAAGUUUUAUUUACAGACUUUUAAAACGUCUGCCCGUGUGCUUUGGAUUCCUGAUUUUAUCAAGUUGCAGAACGUGUUUGUCUUAUUCCUGUUGGCUGAACAGAGGUGUGCUCACUCCUUCUGCAGAUAUUUCUGGCGGCAAUGUGAUAGCAAAAGAUGUUUUAAAUUAUGUAAAGGAAUAUUUUUGACAUUUUCAGAAAAAACAGUCUUAUUGGCCUUCUUGUGAAAAACUGGAUGAGAGGAUACUACUCUUACUGAAUGCCUGUGCAGUAAAUAAGCUAUCUCCAGGGGCCUGAUAGCUUAGCUUAGCUUAGCUUAGCUUAGCUUAGCACAGCUAUGCCUGAAAGAUAUCAAAUCUGCCAUAACCACCUCUGAAACUAACAAUAAAGCACAUUUUAUCACGUAUGUUUAUUUUUACAGAAUUCUUAAUGCAAAAGUGACACGUUGGGGUUUCUUAGAGGGGCACAUCGUGGACUAUGACUUGGCUGGGCACAGUAACGUCUUCAAGUCUCUAAGACACAAUUGUAUUAUGGCAGCUAAGAAAAAGUCCUGAACUCAACCCCUGUGUUGAUUAGUAAGAUGUUUUGAGGUGCUUUGCAGGCAGAUUUUUUAACUUUUAGAUAAAACCAGGCUAGUUGCCAGCUCGGUCUAGUGGUCAUGCGAAGCUAAGUUAAACAGCUCUCAUCAAGUCCUCCUGUUUUAUUUAUUUUUUUACACACAUAAUUGAAUUUCUCAUCCAGAUUUUGUCAAGCAAGGGAAUGAGCUUGUUCGUUUAGAGCCGUACCCUCAUGCUUUAAAGUGCAUGGAAGAGAAAUACAUCAUGGAAAAGGCAGAUAGAGAGCGACUUCUACGCUCACAGUAGCAAAAAAAAAAAGUGAGUGCAGUGCAGUGCGUACGCUUCUGCUCUUAAUAACAUCAGGAAUGCAUUGAACAACCCGGGUUGAACAUGUAAGAAUGUGAGAAGAUUUCUAUCUCAUUUCAGCUCUAUUGUUCCACAUCUACAGGAGAAUUUCAUUUGUGUCAUCCGCUGAGGUUUAAAGGAUUUCAGCAACACACGAGGUCUGUGUUAAACUACACUGAUCAGGUAGAACAAGCUGAGAGCAUCCAUGUAAUAAACAUAGUACGACUUUAACACAGUUUGAAGCUAACAGUGGAAUAAUCCUGUUCACAUACUGUGUCACUUAUUAUUCCAGGAGUUGAAAACAGUGGCAGAAUUAUUUGUAAUGCUGCAUUAAUUGAUUUUAAAAGCUCUGAAUGUGCCCAAAAUUUGGUCGAUUGAAGUUAAAAACAAACUGUCACCUCAGAAAAACAUCAAAUCAGAGGUGUUUAAGAACCCAAAUAACGAGGAAAUGAUGGUUUUAACGCAAAAAAAAAAAAACUCCAUUAUAUUAAUGGAAAACGUCCUGAAUUACAUUUAUAGCCAUUUGAUUUCUCCCAUGGUAGCUUUAAAAGGAGGCGUCCGGUUUCUAACUUUCAUUUUGUACAUCAUGUUAAUCUGUCUCCUGCAGGUUUGGAUGCUUCUCUGAAACUUCACCACACAACAACAACAACAACAAAAGAUGACUAUUUUCUACGCAUCAGAUUUAAGGAUGGAGUAUUUUUCAUUCUUAACUUCAAACUGUGUUUCUGCAAGAAGCAGUUUUUGUGACAUGCGUGAAAGGAGAUUUCUGCAACGGCUUAAUAUUUAUCAUUGUAAAACUGUAAAACUUUUCCAGAUGUAUGAAUGACCUGAAUUUAUGUGAACAUGUCUGAGUGUGUGUGUAUGUGUGUGUGUGCCUGUUGCAUGGAAGGCCUGCUGUGUUGUGAAUUCGACCUCUCUGAAACACUGAGCUGCCAGUCAACAGUUGGUGUGUGACUCUUUUUACUGGAACUAUUUAUUUCUCAUAACCAUGGAAAGUAAAUUUAAUCUGUUUCAUAAACUGUGUGUGCAGCAGUCAUUCUCUGGGCGGGGAAAGAGUGUGUGUGUGUGUGUGUGUGUGCUUUCAAAAGAACGCAGUCACUCGGAAAAGUAAUUAAUUUUAUUCCAAAAACAAUAACAGUUCUCUCAACAUACCAAUAAAACGCAAGAAAAAUCA